AUGAUAAGCAUUCAAACUGCCCAUAGCAGUAACCAAGUAAAUUUCUUAGUAAAAGGAAAAUUUAUAAAAAAUAAUGAGAACUAUUUUCUUCUAGCAGCGAAGAACUGCUAUUUGGAAUUGAUGAGCUGCGAUUAUAAAGAAACAUUAUAUGUACAAAAUACAUUUUUGAAAAUAAUCUUUUUGCAAACACUUGAGGGAAAAUAUCAAGACCGCUUUAUCAUUGGUGAUGAGAAAUUAAAUUUUCGAAUUUUAGUAUUCGAUGGUAGUUUUAUUGAAUAUAAUUUUAUCGGAAAUUUGUUCUGCCCAAAGUUAAGAGUGUAUAUGAAAUAUUAUAAAUAUGGAAAGGACGAAAAUGAAAACAAUAAUGUAGAUGAAACUGAGGAUAAAGAUGAGGAUAAAAAUAUAGAUAAAGAUUUAGAUAAAGAUACAGAUAAAGAUUUAGAUAAAGAUAUAGAUAAAGGUGUAGAUAAAGGUGUAAAUGAAAAAAAGAACAAAAUAGAAGAGCAGUACUCGAAAUACAUUAACGUGUGUAACGUAGACAAAUUAUUUUUAAUAUCCAUUGAGAACAUUCUAUUUUUUAGAAAAAUUGAAAACAACUUGAUCAAUAAAAAUUUAGAAGAUUACUGUUUAAAUUAUGAGUUCGGUAAAAAGUGUAUUUCGAAUGGAGCAAAUUUAAAAAUUUUACAUGACCCCAUGAAAUUUAAAUAUAGUAUGAUAUACAAAAAUGCAAAGGGGAAAAAACAAACAAAACAUAUGCGUUCCUCUUUUAAGGAGGAUUACAUUUAUUAUAUAUACAAAGUUAAAUGGAAGAAAAAUUUAUAUCACCCUAUUGAUCAUAAGGACAGGUUAAAUAAAAAUAAUUUUUUAAUAAAUAAAAAUAAAUAUUUUAUCAAACUGAAGAGAGAAAUUGUAGAAACGAAAAGGUGGAAAGAACCUUUGUCCCAUUUGAAGUUUGCACAAAAUAUAACAAGUAUAAACUAUUUGUCCUUUAAGGAGGAGGAGUACUAUGCAUGCUCUAAAAAAAAAAAUCAAGUUAGUAAGCAACCAUUUAGGGGGAGCAAUCGCCAAAGUCAAUGGUCCAGCAGUAGUAAAUGUUCUGCAAGCACAAAUGUAAUCCCUAGACAUAUAAAAAAUUUUCCAUCCUCAGGAAAUAAGCAAAACUGCAAUUAUUAUUACAACGAGUUUGAUAAUUGCAUAAAUUUAAAAAUUUGUUUUUUUGUGUACUUCUUAAAAAAUAAAUGUAACUACAAUAAUUUUAUUCAUAAUAUUUUAUUCCUUUCUAAAAAGGAAGAGAAGGAAAUAGAUAACUUGAAGGACAACCUACUGCGAGCGACUAUUUUGAAGGAAAAUGACUUACAUAUUUUAAAAAAAUGCAGAAAAAUUUUUUUCGUGAAUGUACAAAGUAUGAACAAAGGAAGACAUCAAGUCAACCACAAAUUAUACGUGAAUAUGUUCAAGAGUCAGCAUAAAAAUUUGUACAAAAAAAAGGAAAAAGAAGCACAUUACUUUGAUACAUGUGUAGUGUGCAGUUAUUACUUUAAUAAGUUAUCGUUUUUUAAAAAUGAUUUUAUCUAUAAAAACGUUUUUGAAAAAAAUUUUAUAUUUGAUAAAAAUUUUACCAUAUGUGGUGAAGAGGAAGUAAACAUAAAUUUAUCUCUCUUAUUUCAAAUUAUGAUUAGGAUGAAACUGUUGUUGUUCUACAUUACUCUAUUUUUCUACUCAAGCACCAGUUCCAUAAACAAUCCAUUCGUCAUUAUUUUAAAAAAAGAAAAAACAAAACCUCAAGUGUUGUACGAAUUGUCAAUUCAUUUGUACCUCCUGAACGUAUUUGCUGCCCAUAUUCUGAAUUUCCUCCUUGGAGAUAGAUGCCAUGGUGGUCUAUCCCCUGUCAGUAUAUGCUGUGUCGAUUUAUUCCAUGAUGGCCAGUCGCUAGACCACGCACGGGGAGAUAACUUGAAAGAAACACUGCUGAACACUGGUGCGAGUAUGUAUAAAGAGGCGCGCACCUUGGUGUGCGGUGGAGAUCCACUUAAUAAUGUAAAUAAAAGCGAACUCAGCAAUACAAAGCACCAUGAGCAGGGGAGAACAAACGAUAAACAAUUGCAUGUGAUAUACGAUAAGUUGUUUCAUCUGAAUAAGAAGCUGUUUGUCGGAAGGGACUGUCCAUCAGAGGGCCAAGCAAAUGAUCAGAUAUAUAUAAACAAAUUGGAAGGGGAAAGAAGAUGCACAUUUUUAAAGCAUGAUAAGAAUGAAGCAAAUGAAUUGCCAUGCAGUUGUACAUUAACUAAAGAAGGGACUAAAUGUAAUAUGUCGUCAUCAUAUUAUCACAUACGGUUGAAAGGUAUAAUAAAGAAAAUAAAAAACUUGCAAUUUAUAUCAUUAAAAUUAUUAGGAAAGAUGAAAUUUGAUUAUUUGAAAAUUCGUGAAAAAGUAAUUUUGCGCCUAAAAGAAAGGCAAAGAGUAGGAAAAGGAAACAGAGGCACCAAUCGGGGUAAUAAUGGAGUAUUUUUAAUAACAUCCAACAAUAACGAUAGAGCAAAUGUGACUUUUUUUAAAAGGGGUAAGAUGACCAACAGGGGGAGAAGGUGCAAAGAGAAGAGAAGAAAGAAAAGGAAAAAAAGAGAGUAUUUGAAAGGGCAGAUGAAAGGGCAGAUGAAAGGACAGAUGAAAGGGGAGUUGAAGAGCGAAAAGUUUACUCUAAAGGGUUUUUUAAAACCCGUAGCGAGAUUAACCCUUCCCUGUGAAGUGCACCGAGUGGAAACUGUUUUAAAUAAUUUAUUUCUUCUGUUUACAAAAAGAGUUAUAUACCUAUUUAGCUUUUCCAAAAUAUACGGCAUUAACUUAUCCUUAGUGAAUUACCAUCUUUACCACUUGGACGAUGCACAUUAUGUAAGAAAUAUAAAAUUCGUUACAGUUGUAAAGAAGGAUGAUGGUACCUACAAAGAAAUUGAGAAAACAAUUUUAUUUUCUGAUUAUUUUAGUUAUACAGUUAAUUUAAAUUAUUUUAAUAAUUUUACAACGCACAAAUGGGAUAAUUUUUACGUUAAACAAAAGGAGAGAAAUAUUUAUUUUCGCUUUAAUAAGAAUUAUAUAAAUUCGUAUGAACAUUUUAAACUGUUACGUGGUAUCUCAUACAUUGAUAGUUUUUAUACAUACGCUUUUAAGUAUCAUUGUGAAUAUAAAAUAUUUGAAAAAGUGUAUAAACGUAAUACUAUAAAGUCGGAUUGCCCUAAUUUUGGCAGUAAAGGCUUUAUCUCUCAUCAUUUGAAAAAUAGUACCACUUGUACUACUAGUUCUUAUACUACUUUAGAUAAUUCCACUAGUGUUAGUAGUGACAUUUCGGGUGUAUGGGAUUCUCAUCAGUGUAGGAAUAAAGAAAAAAUGCACUAUCAUUUGUCAAGUGUAGAAAAUCCCCCUCUGUCUAUCCAAAUUAGUAAAAAGAUUUUCAACGAAAUAUAUAAUAAAAAAAAAAAAAAAAAAAAUGGUAUAUUCAUGAACGGCUCCACAAAACUGAACAGUGCUAAGAAAAAAAAAGAACACAAAAAUGUCACAUCGGUAGUGCCUGCUCACACUGACAAUGUCAUUUACACUGACAUGUAUAAAGACACCCAUAAUGACAUCCACAGUGACACCCACAAUGAUAACCAUGAUGACACCCACAGUGACACCCACAGUGACACCCACAGUGACACCCACAGUGACAUGUAUAAAGACAACCCCAGUGAUAGUGACAAUCAUAAGCGCACGAACAGAGUCAGCUACCCUCACAGCAGAGAAAAAAAGGAGGAGACCCCUUUUAACUAUUUAAAUAAUGAAAAUAUAUGGUCAGAAAAAGACAGUAUUAAAAAGGAAGAAGCAAAUGACAAUUUCUUCAUAAUACAAGGGAAGUACAUAGAUACUUUAUUAAGUAUAAUUGUCAUUCCAUUGGAUGGUAUGAAAAAUAAUGGGCGUGUGUCGAUAAGCACAUUUUUUAGUAAACGGUUUUUGGUUGUUGACAUAAAUAAAAGAAAAAUGUACUUAAUUAUACUACUGUAUGAUUUGUUCAACAACAGAAUGGUGAUAUACAGAAAUGAGUUUGAAGCAUGGGAUGUGAAUAGUUGUGAAGGUAAAUGUUUUGGAAAAUUGAUCGAGCAUUCUACCAUUAUAAGAUGCAUAAGUCAUGAUAACAUAGCAGAAGGUGGAAAUAUAAAUAUGUUGUCAUCGCUUAUGGGGAAAACUCUUCUAAGGGAAAGAAGCAGAAAUUGUAUGUGGAGUGAUGAUGCGCAUAAUAAUGAUGCGCAUAAUAAUGAUGCACAUAAUAAUGAUGCACAUAAUAAUGAUGCACAUAAUAAUGAUGCACAUAAUAAUGAUGCACAUAAUAAUGAUGCACAUAAUAAUGAUGCACAUAAUAAUGAUGCACAUAAUAGUAGCCAGUAUGAAGUCGAGAAGAAUAUGCACUUCGUUUUAGUAUUGAACAAGAAGUACAAAGAUAAACUUUUCCUAAUAAGAACGGACGUUAUUAUGCAAAAUAAGAAGAGUGCCUACUACGUUACAAGUUCUAGAAAAUUGCACUUCGUUUAUAGGAAGCUGAAGACAGUUAAGGAUUAUAAAUAUAAAACUAAGAUAAUAAAUAAUGCGCCGUUAAGUAGCCCGUUACGUAACUCGUUAAGUAAUUCGCCAAGUAAUUCUGUAUAUAAUUUUUUAGGUACUCCAUUAGAUACUACAUUGCACAUUUUUCCUAACGGCUAUGAAAGUAACACCUUUUAUGAACUGCAGAAAUUUCAAAACUGUUACAAUGGUAAGAACGCCUUAGAUCAGGUGAGGGAAGACGACGAGAAUAUAUUCGACAUAAAAAAAGUAAAGAAUAGACUAUCAGACAAACUAAUUAUUCUUGAUAAAAACAAUUGCAUGCACAAGAUUACAGCAGGCUAUAACUUAGUGUUAGGUAAAAGAAGAAACAUCCAUUUUAACUUAACUUACAGUAAAUUCUUUUUUAUUACAUAUAGUAAGCAGUUCAACAUCCUCUGCAUAUCCAACUAUAUUAAGACUAUCUAUAUUUUUAUCUUAUGUGAUGAUAUAUUUACCAGUUUUGAAAAUUCGUCUUCUAUUCUAAAUUCGUUGAAGAAGGGAAAGGCGAAAGAGGUAUUCACUAGGCAGAGGGAGGAUAAUAAAAAAUAUAACAAACAAAACUGCACUGGAAUAAGAAGUGAACAUGUCGGAAGGGGAGAAAACACGGAUGACAAAGGUAUAACGAAAAAAAUAAAUACCCCAUUCAAAAAUGCAGAGGAAAAAAUGUCGAAGCAGACGUUUAACGUAGAUGAUAAGAAAAAGAAGUGGGAAAAUGUAUAUAAAGGUACACGAAAUAAUAAAAUGAUGUUUUAUAUAGCAGAUGACAAAGGAGUGAACGCAUUAAAUUUUAUUAACUCGAACGUUUUGUUAGUAAAAAGUAUUAGUAAAAAUGAAAACAUAUUAUAUGUAUUAUUUUUGAGUAAAAUUCAUAUAUUUGUAAACAAGUAUGAUGUGAAAGGAACUGCUUCAAACCCAAUACAACUUGUUGAUUACUUCGAGCUGAAACUUACCAAUACUGUUAUGUAUUACCAUUUUGAAAAAAAUAUUCUCUGCAUAUCAUACACAAAUCAUCUGGUUGAAUUGUUUUAUAUAGAUAUAGUUAAAAACGCAUUUGUAAUAGUAGAUUCAUUUUAUGUAUAUCAAACCAUUUACUCUUUAUACUUUUGUACGAACAUUUUUAAGAAAAAGUCGUUAAAUACAGACUUUAAAGAGAACAACUAUAUAUUGCUUUGCAUUGGCAUGAAGAGAUACUCUAAGCUUCUUGUAUAUUACGUUCACUUGGAUGGCUUUCAUUAUGUGUGUCCGUCGUCCGUCAAGCGGAGGGGGGAUCGUGUGCGUCAAGUUACGAAUUAUGGCUACGAGAAUGAUAACCUAGGUAGAAGUGAAAGAAGGGAUGGCAGCGUUAACGUCAGUUGCUUAGCCGGGGUGAGUGUUAGCACCUGCGACUCACGCCCUAACCACGAGAAUCGCACUGUUAAAUGGUUUAAACUUUUCAAAAAGAGCGAUAAUUCUUUUUCCUUAAAGCAUAACAAAGAAAAAUUAAUAGCGAAUGUGUACACAUACGAAAUAGACACUUUAAAUAACAAUACUAUUGUAACGGGCUUUUUUAAGUUAAAUAAUUUUCUCUUGGUAGGAAACAACAACGGAGUAGUAAAGGUGUAUGAUAUAUUUAGCGAACAGUAUACCCCUCCAAAUGAUUUAUACUUGAAUCAUUUUAUUUUGUAUAAAACUCAGACAAAAAUAAUAAAAGAAUACGACGAAUUUCUAUUAGGAAAUAAUUGUGUUUAUUUUAUAAGCUCAUUAAAAAUACAUGAGGAAAAAGUUAAGGAACAAAAUUUUAUAUUUAAAAAAAAUUGUUAUGCCGUAGCUUAUUGUGAAAAUAAUUUAUAUAUCUUUAUCUCCUACAAAGUUAAGAAGCAACCAGUUGAUAAUACUCAUAGUAUGGAUAAACCAUAUAAUUAUUUAAAUGAAAUGAAAAAGAGGAUGAAUACCUACCUAAUGAAUCUUAUCAAUUUAGAUGAAUAUACUGUUAAUACCUUUUUAAGUGAAAAAAAAAUAGGAGAAGAAAAAAUUAAGGGCAAAAAUAUUUUUCUUCUACCCUUGACAAUUUUUAAGGCGGAAAAUGACUUAGAAAAAAGGCGCAUAAGUUAUAAGGCGGGUAGCUCUGUAAGUAGCGGUGUAAGUAGCGGUGUAAGUAGCGGUGUAAGUAGCGGUGUAUGUAGCGGUGUAUGUAGCGGUGUAAGUAGCGGUGUAAGUAGCGGUGUAAGUAGCGGUGUAAGUAGCGGCUAUAAAGGUGUAAUUGUGAAUGACAGAGAUGUAAAUGUGGGUAGCAAAGCUGUAAAUGACGGUAAUAAGGGCCACAAGAUAGGGAUCAAAAAGGAAAAAGGACCAUGCACAAGCUCCAACACGCCAAGCGCACCAUGUCCAAAUAAUUUGUAUCUAUCUAGUGGAAGUAAUUACUCAAAGGUCGAGCGCGCUUGUUCCAAAGGGAAAGGAAUAAAAGAUAAUGUACAUAGUGAGAACAGAUACCAUAAAGCUAAUGUUGAAAAAAAAAAGGUUCAUUGUAAUAAAGAAAAAUUAAAUUAUAAUGCUCAUUCGUUGUAUAAUGGGUUAAAUAUACAUUCCUUCAACAAUAAAAUGAUAAAGAUAAAAGAUAGCAUUAACGCGAAUAACAUAGUGCUAAUCAAAAAUAAUAACAAAAGAAAUUUUAUUUUCUUAAUUAUCAUAUCUAUUAAUGAUAAGAUGUACUUUGCAUUAAUUCAAAAGAGCAUUCUAUCUUGUCAAGAAAUAAAUACUUUCAGUAAUAUCAAUGUAGAGAAGUUUACACAGAUUACCCUUCCACAUCCAUUUAAUUUUUACCUAAAAAAUUCCCUAAUAUACAGUCCCCUCACUGGUGAAAAUAUGCAAGAUGGUCUAAGCAGUCAUGAAAAAAGGAAAGAAAAAAAAGAGGCAGAAAAAGAGACAGAAAAAGAGGCAGAAAAAGAGGCAGAAAAAGAAGAAGAAAAAGAAGAAAAAAUAGAGGAAGAAUUAGAGGAAGAAAUAGAGGAAGAAUUAGAGGAAGAAAUAGAGGUAGAAAAAGAAAAAAUAGAGGAAGAAUUAGAGGAAGAAAAAGCACAAACAAUCAAAAGAGAGUACGUGUUUAGGAAUAUGACUAGAGAAGAAGAUACGGAAGAGAGAAGAGGAAUCGGUACGUACUGCAAUAACAAAAAUGUGUAUUUUAAAUUUGGAAGGAGAAUUAUAAACAUGAACGAGAACAACCAUUUAACGAAUAUGCUAGAGAUGCAUUUUGAUAGGAGCUACAUGUUAAAUGAACUUUUUCAGAUAAAUAAGUAUGCAGAUAAGAAAGAAAUAAUUACAGCCAUAGAAGAAAAUAUUAAAGAAAGUGAGAAAAAAAUGAGUAUAUAUCAUGUGGUUAAAAAAUUUAGUACUAAUAUAAAUGAAAUAGAUGAAGAUAUAUAUGAUAAGAAUAAGUCUACAUAUAUUUAUAACCAGUUGUUCUUAAAAGAUGAAAACAUUUUUGCAAAAAAUAAGAAUAUUUUUUAUCUUAUUCGUAAUAAAUACAAAAACAUUAGUAACCCUUUGUAUGCAUUUAUUUUUUAUAGUAUUAUUAAUAAGAAACUACACCUAAGUGCUUUCUUUGAAAACCCCUUAAUUAGCAACAACGUUAGCAUUCAAAAUUGUUUGCAGAGCGAAGAUUAUAUCUAUAAAAUGAAUGAAAGAGUAGAUGCACAGGCAAAUAAUAGAAUCGAUAAACAAUUGUACAAAGGAGAGAACCACUUUUGUAAUAUAUUUAAGACCUUAUUAGGCAAACAUGCAAACAAUGCAACUAUUCAUCGUCUCUUUUUCAAUAGCGAAGAUGCACAACUUAAGCAAGGAAAUGGCACUAAACCAGUAGAAAACAUUGACAUAAAAACUAGGAUGGAAAUAUGCAAUAAUAACAAAAAUAAGACGAAAAAGAAUAAAAAAGGAGCUGUAGAUAAUAAUUGCUGUACAAAGAAGCAGCGAAAGUUAAGAGAAUAUAAUGAUGGGGACGAGCAUGCCAGCGGAUACGCGGAUGUUACGACUGUUGAUGCUGCUAGUACCGAUGACGCAGCCAAACAUGGUUAUGUAUUGGCGGCAAAUAGUGCUGAGGAAGACAGGUGUGUUUGUGAUAAUGAAAAUAGAGAUAUGCGUGCAAAAAAAUUAGAGGGGAAGAAAGAGAAGGAUUGCUCUUCUUUGUCCAAGGUAGACACAAUAAAUGAAGAAAAAUCGCAAGCAAAUAGUAGCACACUUGGUAGUUCUUUUAAUAAUAUAGACGUGGGGGAGAAACAAAAAAAGGUUAUUAAAGAGAUGGACAUGAUAUAUGUAAAUGAUAGAGAUGGAAGGGUAUAUCAGAAUGGUUGGACUACCAGUGGGUCGGAUGGGUUUAUCACCAACGGGUUGGGACACACGUCUGAUUAUUACCUGAGUUUUUUAAUUAUACAUUUGAGGGGCAGCAAGUACCACUUUAGUAGCAUAACUGAAUAUAACAGAAUAGCAAAUCAUAAAAGAGCAAUAUUAGCAGAACCAUUAAAAAAAAAAAUCUACCUUGAAAGGUAUGAUAAAGAAGCCAAUGUUAAGUCCUUUUAUUCAAAUCUAGGAAAUGCUAAGAAAAUAUGCAAAGAGCAUAUAAAGAUUAGGAAAAGAAGAAUUGAUAAAAACAAUUCUUACUAUAGAAUGAGGCAGCAAAAAUAUAAAAACUACAAUAAUGUAUUAGGUUUAAGAUGUACAUUAUACAGUUUGAAAAAGACUAAAAAUAAUGUGUACAAACCUACUUGUAAAUGGUUAGAUGCAGCAUUAUCUGAUGUGGCUAUACAUAAAGAAGUGCAAAAUGACAAAGAGAAAACGAACAAAAAGAAAUAUAAGAAUACGAAAUCAACAUACGACUGCCUAUUUAUAUAUAUUAAUAAUAUAAAUUACCGUAUGAAGGAGAUUACGAUUUGCAGGUUAAAAGAGAAAAUUAACAAAAAGUUAAAUUUUAAAAAAAAUGAAAUAUUUUUCAUAGUGCAGCUAUCUUACAAUUAUGUAUUUUUAAUAAAUUUUAAGAAAAAUAUUUCUUUCUGGGUUAACUUGAAGCAUAUACAUAGAACUUUAUUCAUCUUGAGAGUAGUAGUAAAAAAAAAUGAAGCAAACACACUUGAUAAUAAAGCGAACGAACAGAAGGAUACUCUAGUAUUUAAGAAGGUAAAACUAGAAGACAUUUUAAAUUUAUUUUUUGAAAAUAAUGACUCAUUACCUCUUAUCUACUUAAACACAGAUAUGAAAAAUAUUAAAACUUUUAUGGAUAAAUAUAUUAUCUAUACGAAGAAUAAUCAUAUUGUCCUUCUCAAAAUUAGUCUCUCAAGGAGUAAUAGAAAAAUAGUGAACCAUAGGAAUAGUAUAGUGGAAAGGAUUAUACAGGACUGCGCCUUUGACGAAAAGGGGGCCUGCUACUACGUGUCUGCUAAUAGGAGCGGCAGUUCAAGUGGAAACCAGGCAGUUGAUCAAACAGACUGUUUGACAGGCAAUUCAACAGCCGAUCCGACAGCCGAUUGUGCCUCUAACCCAACUGCUAUCCGAACAUUAAAAUUUUCAGAUUUAUUCAAAGCAAUAGUAAGGAAACAACCUAUCGUCAAAAAAGGAGACGAGGGGAAAGAUAUAAAUGAGAAAGAAUAUUUGGAAAAUUUAAUGAAGGGAAAAGUAGGUGUACAUAGAAGGAAUAGUAGCAGUGGUCGUAAUAGUGCACAACGGAGUAGCAAUAAUGAAGGGAAUAAUGAUAGUACAAACUCUUCUAAUCCUAGUUUAAAUUCCUCUUCAAGCCAAAUGUAUACUGUAAGUAGUUCCACGAACAAGAAUGUGAAUAAAAAAAAAAAAGAGAAAUUAGAUAUGGGUUCAUUAAAAUUGUCCAACUAUAUAUUUGAGAAUUCUUUUAGUCGUAAUGAAAAGGAUUUUUUUUAUAGUCUCAAAUAUGUAGUAACGGAAUAUUGUAAGUAUAAGGAAAUUAUCGAAGAUAUAAACGAUUUAAACGUUUUUCAGAACAAAUUAGUAAUUACGACAAAUAAUUAUAUACAUUUGUAUGAAUACAAUGAGAGUAAUAAUUGUUUUUUUUUAUUAUGUACAAACGUUUUUUAUAACAUUAAUAGUAUAAGUAUAAAUGAAAAAUAUAGAAAAUCUUUAAUCAUUUGUAGUGUCUUUGAUAGUGUAAAUGUAAUAUCCAAGAAGUUUCUUUCAGUGUACCAUAUAUUAUGGAAGCAUGUAGUAGGAAAUAUUGGCAUUUUAAAAUUUAGGAAUGAUAUACAUUUUGUAUUUCAAAAUGAACUAUUUAGUAACAUAUUAGGGUUUAAUUUGAAUAUAAAUAAAAAUGAAAAUAUCAUUGAGAGUUUAAGAAAAUAUCAAAAAUUCUUUGUAAAUUUGUAUAUUGUUGAUAAAAAGUACAAUAUAUUUAAUAUAUACAGUAUGGUAUUAAAAGAUAAUAAGGAAAAUUAUUUUUAUGAUGAUAAUAGACAUAUUGAAAUUUGUCAUGAUCUCAUGUUAUUUUUUCAAAUACUCAUUAAUGGAAAAAAAAAUAAUGAAGAAUAUAAUUUAUUAAAUAAAACUUUUUUAGUUAAAAAUAAAUACAGAAAAAAUGGUAAAAAAUUAAAACAAUUUCAAAGGAAUUAUUUUUAUAAAAAAUAUUUUAUGAAAAAAAAAUAUAAAAUAUUUUUAACCAUUUUCUUGCAUAGAGUAUAUAUAUAUAUGAAUAAACGAAUUUUAUUUUUAAAAAACGCUUUUAACAAACCAUAUACAGAUGAAUUUUUAUUUGAGUUAAAAUUAAAGGUCUAUAACAGAAUUUUAAAAUUAUGUUCAUAUAAAUUUUUCGAUCGAAAAAAUGCAUAUGAUUUACUAAAUGAUAUGUACCAGCAAAAGGUAAAUAAAAAUAUUCCCUAUUUUUGUCUUAUUAACCGAAUACAAGAUUACAUUGAUAUCAUAAAGAGUGAACUUUAUAAUAUGAAGUUAACGCGUAGUGCCAAGGGUACAAAGGACCUGCUUGGCUAUAGUGGGGGAUUCGUCUCUGCUACUGCCUCUACCAAGACUACUCACUCAACCAUCAAUAAUAAUGACAAUACCAUCAUCAAGGCAAGCAGUGUCAAUAGUGCCGCUAUUGGCAAUUAUGCUGCUACUGACAAGUGUGUGAAUAGUAACUACAGCAGCAGCAGCAGCACAAAAUUAACGUACAAUUUGGCAGACGUUGAACAUUUAAACGAAUUAAUUAACUGUACAUACAGCCUUAAAAAUUGGGGGGGACAGAGCUUUUUUGAAAAAAGCAUUUCAAAAAAAGUUGAAGAAAUGAAUUCCUAUCGUAUUAAUCCUAUCAAAGACUACAAUGAUAUAAUAAAAAAUAAUAUAAGAGAUAAUUCAUAUUUUAAUAUUGAUUUUUAUCACUUCUUUGAUAGUACAUAUAAUAAGGAAAGUUCGUAUUGUAAAAGCAAAAAUAUGGGGGAAUAUAUUAAUUUGAUAAAAAAUAAUAUUCUAGAUAACUCUCUUUAUUUUGUAUAUUUUUAUUUUUUAAUUUAUAUGUCCAAUCACCCAAAAAUGUUUUAUCAUAUAAAAAAAUAUUUGCAUUUCCAUGCAUAUUCAAGAAAAUUAUUAAAAAAUAAAACAUAUUAUUUUAACAUGGACUUGUUAAAUAUUAUUUUUAAUUUCGAUAAUCAAGCACUGAAUGAGUUAAAAAAUGUUCUGACCUUAUUUCCAACUAGCCCUUCCAUUGAAGAAGUCUUUACAUCAGUCAGCUUGCUGUCUAUGCCCUUUUGUAAUUCGUAA
Messenger RNA from Plasmodium malariae, 12345 nucleotides. Its product is annotated as conserved Plasmodium protein, unknown function. The coding region runs from base 1 to 12345 and encodes 4114 amino acids. The transcript has 3 exons. NCBI's taxonomy places the organism in Eukaryota, Apicomplexa, Aconoidasida, Haemosporida, Plasmodiidae. The record is from RefSeq and is a predicted model, not a curated record.